CUCUCAAUCUCACUUUUUCUCUCUCCUCAAAACAAACAUGGCAGUGCCCAUAUCACUCAUCCUCUCUCUAGCCAUUUUACUCACAAUUUGUUCUGCUCUGGGAGUUUCUCAUAGUCACAUUCACAGGGGAGGACUGAUUCCAAAUGGAAACUUUGAAGAUCCCCCAAAGCAAAUGAAGAACACCAAAAUCAUAGGCAAAUUCUCCUUACCUAAGUGGGAAAUCAAUGGACUGGUUGAGUACAUCCGCGGCGGUCCCCAGCCGGGAGGAAUGUACUUCGCUGUUGCCCAUGGGCAACACGCUGUUAGACUCGGGAACGAAGCGUCAGUCUCACAGUCGGUGCCGGUGAAACCAGGCUCAUUCUAUGCACUAACCUUUGGGGCCUCAAGGACUUGUGCUCAAGAUGAGGUCUUAAGGGUCAGUAUCCCUCCAUUUCACGGUGACUUGCCCAUUCAGACACUUUACAGUACUGAUGGAGGUGAUACUCAUGCUUUUGGAUUUAAGGCCACUUCUAAGGUUGCUAAGAUCACUUUCCAUAACCCUGGGGUGCAAGAGGAUCCUGCUUGUGGUCCGCUAAUCGAUGCCGUUGCUCUCAAGGAGCUUAUGCCUGUUUACCCUGCAAAAGGGAACCUGAUAAGAAAUGGUGGUUUUGAGGAGGGCCCUUACAGGAUCCUCAAUACAUCAAAUGGUAUCCUCCUCCCUCCCAAACAAGAAGACAUAAACUCCCCACUGCCUGGAUGGGUUAUCGAAUCCCUCAAGGCAGUCAAGUACAUCGACAAAAGGCACUUCAAUGUCCCAUUUGGCCGUUCAGCCAUCGAGCUUGUAGCAGGGAGGGAAAGUGCCAUUGCACAGGUUAUCCGUACAGUUCCCAACAAGGUGUACAACCUCACCUUUACGAUAGGAGAUGCUAAGAACUCAUGCAAAGGAUCAAUGUUGGUGGAAGCAUUUGCAGGGAGGGAUACCCUUAAAGCUCCCUUCUUGUCCCAGGGGCUGGGUAAAUUUCAAACAGUUAGUAUGAAAUUCAAGGCAAUUUCAGACAGGACUAGGAUUACUUUUUUCAGCUCCUACUAUCACAGCAAAGCUGAUGGUUUUGGAAUACUUUGUGGCCCAGUUCUCGACGAAGUCAGGGUUUUCUGAACUUAUUAGAUCAUGGUAUUGUUACCCACUGCUGCCACUCAUGUACAACUUCUGAAGUAGUUGAAUACUAUGCCUUAUGUGAUGGUUUUAUUCUAGUUGUAGGCAAGAGUUUUGGUGCAUUGUCGAUUGUAAUUUAAGCAAGACAGUGGUCUACCAAUAGACAACUUUUAUUGCUCUGCCGCAGUGAGCAUCACCUGAGUUUGUAGUAGCGAAGGCAAUAAUAUACUUCCUCUGUUUUUGUCUAA
Beta vulgaris subsp. vulgaris (sugar beet) is the source of this 1380-nucleotide messenger RNA. RefSeq lists its product as hypothetical. Gene Ontology annotation, cellular component: cell wall; plasma membrane. The transcript is spliced from 3 exons. The coding region runs from base 38 to 1135 and encodes 365 amino acids. Lineage: Eukaryota; Viridiplantae; Streptophyta; Magnoliopsida; Caryophyllales; Amaranthaceae. The record is from RefSeq and is a predicted model, not a curated record.